This is a messenger RNA of Fusarium coffeatum, 1662 nucleotides long. RefSeq lists its product as uncharacterized. Gene Ontology annotation, molecular function: amino acid transmembrane transporter activity. Gene Ontology annotation, biological process: amino acid transmembrane transport. Gene Ontology annotation, cellular component: membrane. Lineage: Eukaryota; Fungi; Ascomycota; Sordariomycetes; Hypocreales; Nectriaceae. The record is from RefSeq and is a predicted model, not a curated record. Bases 1 to 1662 code for a protein of 553 amino acids. The transcript has 6 exons.
AUGAACGAUGAUGACGCGCGUAUAGAGAUGGGCACAAAUAACAGUUGGAUCGAUGGCUUCAAACGCGCUGAGCCCAGACCGGGUUAUUUACCUACCGAUGCGCCAGAGCGCUUCUACGAUAUAAGAGCUGCGAAUGCGAAAACGGCGAAUACAGCGCUGGCGAGAGAACUGAAGGGGAGACAUUUACAGAUGAUUGCCUUUGGAGGCGCUAUAGGAACGGGUUUAUUUGUCGCUUCAGGCGGUUCAUUAUACAGAGGCGGCCCAGCGAGCGUGUUAUUAUCAUAUAUCCUCAUCGGCGCGAUGCAGUAUUCUGGGUCGUUCUCGGCGUUUUCAACGCGGUUUUUGGAUCCGUCUUGGGGAUUUGCUAUGGGUUGGAAUUACUGCUUGCAAUGGCUAUUUGUUCUACCCUUGGAAAUAAUCGCUGGUGCCUUUACGAUAGGCUACUGGAACGAAGCCAUUAGCAAAUCAGUCUUUGUGGCUAUAUUUCUGCUUACCAUCGUUGUUAUCAACCUCUUCGGCGUCAAGACAUAUGGAGAAGCCGAAUUCAUUUUCUCUCUUAUUAAAAUCACUGCCAUUGUUGGCUUUAUACUUCUCGCCAUUGUGAUAAACAUUGGUGGUGAGCCAGAAGGCCAUUACAUAGGCGGCAAAUACUGGCGUAACCCCGGCGCCUUCAAAAACGGCUUCAAAGGCUUCUGCAGCGUACUAGUCACAUCAGCCUUCUCCUUCACAGGAACAGAGCUCAUCGGUCUCGCCGCCGCCGAGACAGCCAACCCUCGAAAAUCCCUCCCGACAGCGAUAAAGCAAGUCUUUUGGCGCAUCAUGAUCUUUUACCUUGUGGCGCUUUUGCUCGUAGGCUUGUUGGUGCCCUCUGACGACGGCCGUCUCGUUGGCGGUGAUAAUGUGGCUGAUGCGACGGCCAGUCCGUUUGUUAUUGCCAUUGAAAAGGCGGGUACUUCGAUUUUGCCUGGGAUUAUGAAUGCUGUUAUCUUGAUUGCUGUUGUUAGUGUUGGGAAUUCGGCUGUGUUUGGGUCUUCGAGGACUUUGGCUGCUUUGGCGGAGCAGUCUCAUGCGCCGCAGGUCUUUGCGUACGUCGACCGUCAAGGGCGUCCCCUCAUGGCCAUCCUCUUCGCAUCAUGUAUUGGAUUUCUCGCCUUUCUCGCUGAUGUCGAUUCCCACGACGCCAUCUUCAACUGGCUGUUGUCCAUCAGCGCUUUAAGCACACUCUUUACAUGGGGAAGCAUAUGUCUCUGCCACAUUCGUUUCCGCUCAGCGUGGCAGUAUCAAAACAAACAGGAAGUGGAACAGCUACCGUUUACAUCACACGUGGGAGUCACAGGGUCGUGGUGUGCGUUUAUCGGAUACGUUGGCGUUCUUGCUUCGCAGAUCUGGAUCGCGGCGUCGCCUGUAUAUGUGCCUGACGCCAACACCAGUGGUGUGCAGAAUUUCUUCCUCAAGGUUUUGGCGAUACCGAUAAUCCUGACGUUUUACGUGUGCCACAAGGUUUGGUAUCGGACGAGGAUUGUGAGAGUGGAAGAGAUGGAUGUCGAGACGGGGUGGAGGCUGAGCUCGUUCACUGUUGAUGCUUGGAUAUCACGUGAGAUAGCUCCCGAAAGUUUCGAGGCCAAGCACACUCUCAAGCUUGGUUCAACAGGUUUCCGUUAA